AUGUUUUUGAGCAAUUUCGCAACAGUUGCUUUAAAACAUAUGGGCGCGAUCCUGCGCAUUAUUACACUUUGCCUGGUUACACCUGGGAUUGUAUGCUUAAAUUUACCGGUUGUCGGUUGCAAAUACCAAAGGAUGUCGAUAUGCUUUUAUUUAUCGAGCGCGGCAUUAGGGGCAGAGUUUCCCAGUGUUGCAAUCGAUAUUCGGGGCAAAUAUUUAAUGUAUUUUGAUGUCAAUAACCUUUGCGAGUGGGCCAUGAGUAGUUGUGAGAAGAGUAUGUGGUACAAGACAAUAAAUAUAAAUAAACUAGACAUACAUAUACUAGCAGCAUACCAACUCGCAUUAAAUUACCUAGAUGAAGGUAUAAAAACCAGGUAUAAAAACCUGCUAGAUCUUCAGUUUAACAACGCCAAUUUUUGUGCCUUCCUUACACCAUCAAGGACAGAGGAGUUGAUUAGAACAGCAUCGAAAAGCUUACCCACAAAUUUACACAUCAUUAGCCAUACGAUCAUCAAAAAGUAUUUGGAUACUUUGCGACGGCAAAAGUCGAUGAAUACAUGAUGAUCAAAGCAGCUCCCACCCCCCUAAAAUUUAGAAAACGACAGAUAUUGGCUCCUCGACGUACGAAACAGCAUCCUGACCGUUGACUACAACAAUCAACUGUACUUCGAGAUCAGCGAUGACGACUUGAAAAGGGCUGUUAAAAGCGGAAAAAAACGGUACAUCUGCUUUCCCGUCAUAAUCCACAGCAUCGAAAACAGUCCGAAUUGUGUAAUCGAUGAAAUAAAUCAAAGAAGCGACAACACGACAUGUGAGAUUAAAUAACAAAAAUUCCAU
Messenger RNA from Brassicogethes aeneus, 834 nucleotides. NCBI's taxonomy places the organism in Eukaryota, Metazoa, Arthropoda, Insecta, Coleoptera, Nitidulidae. The record is from the annotation of a GenBank genome assembly.